AUGUCGAGCAUACAAACUCCCGAGAAGAAAGACAUAACUAAUGUCUCUGUCAAUCCUGAAGUAGACGAGGCAUCUGGAUCCGUUGAGGUCGUUACUUCAAACGUAGGUUUUGACAAGAAGCAUGCAGUCGGCGCCGAUUUAUUCGAAGAAUUGCUGGAAAGUGAUCUCACUGAAGAUUUAGAUUAUGCUAAGGUGAGAAGAAAGAUUGAUUGUUGGUUGCUACCUGUCCUGUGUGUCACAUAUAUGCUGCAAUUCUUAGAUAAGUUGUCCCUUAACUAUGCGUCUGCGUAUAACUUGAAAGAAGAUCUUAAGUUGACAGGAAAUGAUUACGGUGAUAUAGCGGCAAUCUUCAAUGCAGGUUACAUGGUAGGAACCAUUCCUGGUAAUUGGCUCAUCCAGAGGGUGCCUGUCGCGAAAUUCACUGGAUGCGCCCUGCUAGUGUGGUCUGUAUUACUUAUUGGCCAUAUUGGUGCUAGGAAUUAUUCCGAUAUGAUGGCUUUGAGAUUCUUGCUGGGAGUUAUGGAAGCAACGAUUUCUCCAUCAAAUAUGAUGAUGUGUGGUAUGUUCUAUAACAAGCAAGAACAACCAUUCAGAAUGUGUACUUUUCUCUCAAUGAAUGGUGUGGCAACAAUGGUAGGUGCUCUUUUAUCGUAUGGUCUGGGCCAUUCCACUAGCACAAGCUUGAAGCCAUGGCAACUAAUUUUCAUGGUCAUUGGGCUAAUCAAUUUUGCAUGGGGGUUCCUCUUUCUGUAUUUGGCACCGGACUCUCCAGCAAAUGCUAGGUUCUUGGAUCAUGAUGAGAAAUUGAAGGUAAUUAAUAGAGUCUCCAAGAAUCAAAUGGGUAUCAAAGAUAGGGCGUUCAAAUUCUCCCAAGCGUUAGAGGCGCUAAAAGACCCAAAUGCAAUCAUCUUGGCACUAAUCGGUUUGGGCUGUGGUGUUGUGAAUGGUGGUACUUCUAACUUCAUUUCGUCACUGAUCAAAGGGUUUGGUUUCUCUGGUUUGAACGCAACUGUCUUGCAAUUGCCAACUGGCGCUAUUGAAUUCGUAUGUGUCUUCGCUGCUGGUAUGCUGGCCAUUUCCACUAAGAAGAACAUAAGAACCUUCCUAUUAUUCCUACUAUGCAUCCCCACAUUGGCAGGUUUGAUCGGUAUCCACCUCAUCCCCUUGCAGCACAAAUGGGCUUUAGUAGGUUGCUGCUGGCUUCUAUACAUUAUUGGGGGGCCAGUCAUCAUGUGCUGGAUCUUGAUCAAUGUCACCACGGCCGGAUCUUCUAAAAUGACCAGUACUAAAACCAUGUGGUUCUUGAUGUACACUGCUGGUAACAUCGUGGGUUCCAAGAUCAUGUAUGCAAACGAAGCUCCAAAAUACAUCUCAGGUAUGAAGGGAUUGAUAUCAUCUUAUGGAGGAAUGAUGUUCCUUUCCAUAGUGUAUGCAUGCUUAAUGUUUUACAGGAACAGAACGAGAGAUCGCAAAUAUGGUAAACUAACACCUGAAACCGAGAGAGAAGGUGUCAUUAAUGGUUUCAAGGAUAUGACCGAUUUCGAGAACAAGUAUUUUAGGUAUGCCUAUUAG
Torulaspora delbrueckii is the source of this 1572-nucleotide messenger RNA. RefSeq lists its product as uncharacterized. Gene Ontology annotation, molecular function: transmembrane transporter activity. Gene Ontology annotation, biological process: transmembrane transport. Lineage: Eukaryota; Fungi; Ascomycota; Saccharomycetes; Saccharomycetales; Saccharomycetaceae. The transcript has a single exon. The record is from RefSeq and is a predicted model, not a curated record. Gene Ontology annotation, cellular component: membrane. Bases 1 to 1572 code for a protein of 523 amino acids.